Cynocephalus volans (Philippine flying lemur) is the source of this 3157-nucleotide messenger RNA. RefSeq lists its product as uncharacterized. The transcript has 2 exons. Bases 1040 to 1954 code for a protein of 304 amino acids. Lineage: Eukaryota; Metazoa; Chordata; Mammalia; Dermoptera; Cynocephalidae. The record is from RefSeq and is a predicted model, not a curated record.
UUGUGCUGUUGAGAAAGAGUGGCUUGGGAAGAAAUGGGGGCAUUCGAACAGCUGUCUGUUGCUGGUCAAACAGCACCCCAGCUAGGAGGCAGUAGAGAAUCUGGCAGCCAUUACUGAGGUAAGCCUGGUGUUGGCUGUACCCGGCCGGGCACUUCAUGGGGUGGUCCGUGAGGCUGUCCUUGUAGAAUACCUCCUUCAGGAGACCAGGGCUCUGGCCUUUCAGCAGGCCUGCCAAGGGAUUGCCCACCUGGCAGCUGAAGAAACCCCCAAAGGGGACUGCCUGGGCUGCACCCAGCUCUAAGUCGCUGCUGACACACACCUUGAAGUCCCCAAAGAGCGUCAGUGGGUAGAAGUGGGAGGGACAGGCCUGGGCCCUGGUGAGCGGGUUGGGGCUGCCAGGGCUAUAGAGGCCCCCAAAGAGGAAGCCUGAAGCGGCCGGCGGCGGGGAGGCCUUGGAGGGCACGCACCAGGAGGCAGCCAGGCGCACCACGCUGCGCUGCUCGCGGGUGGCGCACAGGGUCUCGCAGCACUGGAAGAAGAGCCAGCAGUUCCGACACUGCUGCCAGCACUCGGGGCGGGGCUGGCUCCAUGUCUUUAACGUGCUGUGCAGCGCGCUGGCCGUGUAGUUGGCCGGGCAAGAGGCGUCGCCAGUGAGCGGGUUCGGGAUGCGGUAGGCCUGGCAGAGGCGCCCAGCGUCCUGCCCGGACACGGCCUCGCACUCCUGGAAGACGCCGCCGAAGGGGAACUGGGCACGGCUUGAGUCUCCGCAGGAGCCGUCGUCCACGUUGGCUUGGGGGUCGAAGGCGGGUGCGCCGCGCCGCACGCAGCCCGGGUGCGCGUUGAGCGCGUAGUAGCGGCGGAUGGCGCCGCGCACGGCUGCAGCCACGCGUAGCGCCGCGGGCGCGGGGAGCUCGGGCAGCGCCGCGGGCUCCAGCAGCGCGGGCAAGGGAAGCCCCGACCUGCUGAUGGCCACCAGCCGGUUGCCUAGGCCCUCCUGCCACUUCCGGAGGGUGAUGCCCGGGUAGAAGGGCCCGCCGCCAUGGCUGCGCGUCUUGGAGGCCACCGUGUUCUUCACGUAGUCCUGGAUGAACUGGCUCUGUGCCUGCCAGGAGGCCGCUUCCCCGGCGUUGACCAUUUGGAAGAACACGGCCGAGGCGGCUGCUGUGAUGUUGCUCUUCUCUCGGACCUGACUGUCCACCAGCUCCCGCCUUACCUGGUCCUCCUGCACCAAGGUGGCUCCGGCCUCCACGUCGGUGAGGACGUGCGUGCCAUACCUGAGCACAAGCAUCUCUGCCAGGUACUCGGCCUCGUGGGUCUGGUUGUUCUCCAAGUGGUCGCUGAGGGUCAGCAGAUGCUGCCGGAAGGCGGGCUGGAAGUCAGGGAUCUCGGGGGCCUUCACAGAGUAGAGGCUGUGGCGGACCUGCACCCUGGCAGUGACUGUCUGGUACUCCAGGUUGUACACCUUGACGUUCUGGCAGUCGGCCGAGAACUUACCAUUGAGGUUGGAGAGGAAGGAGAGCUCGGCAUUGACGGAGGCUGCCCAGGCGUCCGUGUAGCUGAGCCAGUGAUCAAUGAGCUCCGCACGGGUCUCUACGAAGCUCUCCUUCAGUGGCACCACGUGCACGUGGUCCGGGAUGAGGUACUCGCCAUCCUGCGUGGUGAGGCACUGCGAGUAGUUGCGCCGCAGCACCAGCCCCAGCUCCACAUUGCGCAGGUUGUCCCAGCCGCCCCCCGGCAGCGCUGCCAGCACCGAUACGUUCAGUGCCUGCUUGCAGCCCUGGAAGCCUGGAGCUCCCGGUUCCCCCAUCCCGCCUUGACCGGCCAAGAGCAGGACCAGCAGGGGCGCAAGGCGCAGGGCCAUGGCUGGAGGAGAGCUUCGCCUUGGGAGCCUGCUGCGCCUCAGUUUCUCCACAGCUCGGGGUCACUGAGGGGAAGUCCGUGGCCUGCGAGCUGAAAUAGUCCCAGCUACAGGGAAACCAAGACCCAGAGAAGUCACGUAAAGUGCCCAAGGUCACAAGCACAGUACAGCGCCAGCAUUGGAAUCCAGGUUCAUUUGAUGCCAAAGCACAGUUUCCAUUCACUGCUCUGUGCUUGGUGUUUCUACUUUCUAUUCAGUAUCAGGGUCUUAACUUUAUCCCUCCUAGUGAGGCAAGAGUAAGGAUAGGACUGGCAAGAGAGACUGCAUUUUGUUGUCCACACCAAGAACCCCACAGCAGUCUACGUGCUGGAAAUGCAGCAGAGACCCCAGGGGCAACAGACCACAUCCCGCUCCAGGAAACACCAGGGACGGCAGGGGUUAAAGAUAAGCCCUACAUAAGCCAGUGUGUCCCCUUCCCACAAAUAUGUCAUUACCCAAGGUUGCUUAACCCCCUUCUGUAAGCAUUCUUUUACAGGCCUCAAGAGAAUGAUAAGGCCCCUGCAGACGAGGAUAACCAUCAGCCCAUUAGCCCCCACCUGCUGAGGCUGAAGAUAGAACGCCUUGUGACCAAAUGACGAAGACCCCAAUUGUGAGAUCAGAGAUCUCACCCUUUUUCCCAAGCUUCCUACCCAGCUCUUUUGCCUUAAAAAAACCCUCACACUAAAUGCUUGAAGAGCAACACUCCUCUUUCGUGUUGGUAUUCCUGUGCACAAGCUAUCUUUCAAUAAAUAGCUUGUUCACUCUCACUAGAGGCCAGUGUUCAUUUCUAUGACAUUGACUCCUAAAGAACCUGGCAUUCUAGGUCUGGUAACACUAGGGCAUUUGCAGUUAAAGAAUGCUCAUGGAAAGGGCAUAUGGGAUUACUUUCGGUUAGACCUGGUCACAGCAGUGUGCUGGAAAAGUGUCUGUCCCCAUCAUGUAUGGGGAAAGGCAGCACCGUCCAGAGUUACGGGUGCUGGUCUUGACUUGUCAAUAUCUGAAUUGGAAUCUGGGCUAUAUCAUUUCGUCAGUUGAAACUUCCCACUCUCAUGGCUUUCUUGCCUGCGUCCUACCUCCCUCAUCUAUCACAUGAUGAGAAUAAUACAAAUCUCCCCAGGCUUGAGCUGUUGAAUAUAAAAUGCCCAGCAGAGUGCCGGGCACAGAAUGGAAUGUUCUUGCAGUGAAAUGUGUUAACUGACUUGUUCAAGGUCUGGAUUUGCACCCAGAUUUGUCUGAUUCCAAAGCCUAGUGCUCUUUCAA